AUGCUCAACCACCUCACUGACGACUUUACACACAUGGCUGUCUGACUCUUCUAGCAGUACUAGCACUGAAUCAGCAUAGACAUGGGCUUCACUGACACAUAGAGGCCUCUCGAAAAUGGCGCCCAUAUCCCGCAAGCCUAAGCUCACCUAUCCCGAGCCGCCAACCAAAGACUCCAUCAUCUCCUACCCAGCACCCGGCAUUCUGCUCGUCCAUUUGAACAAGCCCAAAGGCCUGAAUUGCAUCAAUGCAGAGUUCACAGAAGAGCUGGAGAGAAUAUGGGAGUGGCUAGACAAAGAGCCAGCUUUCACUGUAGGCAUCAUCACCGGAACAGGCAGGGCAUUCUGUGCGGGUGCGGAUUUAAAAGAGUGGAACACAUUGAACACUGCGAAGACGCCCAAGUCUAUAAGUGGUAAUGGAUUCGGCGGGCUCUCUCGCCGGAGUGGAAAGAAGCCGGUCAUCGCUGCUGUGAAUGGCAUAUGUUUCGGUGGAGGCUGCGAGAUGAUUGUGAAUUGUGAUCUGGUUGUCGCUUCGCCCAAAGCGACGUUUGCUUUGCCGGAGGUCAAGGUUGGCGUUGUGGCUGCGGCAGGAGCUUUACCGCGUAUUAUCAGGACGAUAGGUAGGCCGAGGGCCAUGGAGAUGGCUUUGACUGGGAGGACGGUGUCUGCUCAAGAGGCAUUUGAGUGGGGACUGAUCAACAAAGUCGUUGGUGACAAGGAAGGCGAGGUUGUGGAGGCUGCUGUGGAGUAUGCGAGUCUGAUUGCGGCGAACAGUCCGGAUGCCGUGAUUGUGAGUAGAGAAGGUAUCAAACUUGGCUGGGAAGGUAUGGGCGCUGAAAAUGCUACCAAAUACGCUCUUGAGAAUUGGCAGCCGAAGUUGCAGGCUGGUGAGAACAUGGCAGAGGGUGUGAGGGCUUUUGUUGAGAAGCGGAAGCCAAGGUGGAAGCCUUCGAAAUUGUGAUGAUGCGAGGCACAGGAACAAGCUGGCUUUUCAAGUGGCUUUGUAGACAAGCCUCUGCGCAGUUGUAUCGCAAUGACAAUGACAUUGCCUCGACUAUGUGCCUGCUGUUUGCUGCAUGCACACCUCUUCAAUUGUGUAAUCAAAAUUUGAUUAUCGGAACGGAAU
Cercospora beticola is the source of this 1123-nucleotide messenger RNA. RefSeq names its product enoyl-CoA hydratase/isomerase family protein. Gene Ontology annotation, molecular function: enoyl-CoA hydratase activity. NCBI's taxonomy places the organism in Eukaryota, Fungi, Ascomycota, Dothideomycetes, Mycosphaerellales, Mycosphaerellaceae. Gene Ontology annotation, cellular component: mitochondrion. The record is from RefSeq and is a predicted model, not a curated record. Gene Ontology annotation, biological process: fatty acid beta-oxidation.